Molecule: messenger RNA, 705 nt
Organism: Symphalangus syndactylus (siamang)
Lineage: Eukaryota; Metazoa; Chordata; Mammalia; Primates; Hylobatidae
Source: RefSeq, a predicted model, not a curated record
UCCAAGAAAAGACAUAGGUACCAAUGCUAUGAAACUGGAAUGUGCAGAUUUGUUUAAGAAACCACAGUGGCAAUGUGGCUGGGGCAGUGUGUCUGGAAUCUAUUCCUUCUGGUGGAUUCGUGGUCUCGCUGACUUCAGGAGUGAAGCCGCAUACCCUCGCAAGACGGAGGCUCACUCUGCCACCCAGGCUGGAGUGCAGUGGCAAGAUCUCAGCUCACUGCAACCUCCGCCUCCUGGAUUCAAGCGAUUCUCCUGCCUCGGCCUCCUAAGUAGCUGGGAUUACAGACAUGUGCUGCCACACCUGGCUAAUUUUUGUAUUUUUAGUAGAGAUGGGGUUUCACCAUGUUGGUCACGCUGGUCUCGAACUCCUAACCUUGUGAUCCACCUGCCUCAGCCUCCCAAAGUGCUGGGAUUACAGGCGUGAGCCACUGUGCCUGGCCCAACACGGUUAUUUUUAAAGUGAUGAACUAGGUAAUGCUGGUUCUUUUAGUGACAGUAAUGAGUGUAAAUUGUGUGUCCUUCCUGCCUUCCAUUUUCUCACACCAUCAAUGAAUAUAGACUAUUAUUUACCCUGCCCUAUUAAAGUAAUCCAGCCAUUAAUUUCUGUACAAAUGAUACUGUGAAUUUGGAGACUAAAUCUAUUAUCUUUAUUAUCAGCAUAACAAUGUCCUCUACCUUUCUUUCAAUAAAAGUUGAUUUUUCAAG